Coregonus clupeaformis (lake whitefish) is the source of this 1942-nucleotide messenger RNA. RefSeq names its product forkhead box P3b (gene foxp3b). Gene Ontology annotation, biological process: regulation of transcription by RNA polymerase II. Gene Ontology annotation, cellular component: nucleus. The record is from RefSeq and is a predicted model, not a curated record. The transcript is spliced from 13 exons. NCBI's taxonomy places the organism in Eukaryota, Metazoa, Chordata, Actinopteri, Salmoniformes, Salmonidae. The coding region runs from base 216 to 1565 and encodes 449 amino acids. Gene Ontology annotation, molecular function: RNA polymerase II cis-regulatory region sequence-specific DNA binding; DNA-binding transcription repressor activity, RNA polymerase II-specific.
GUGGUCGGGUCGCCCAUAGACUUUUAUACAUUUGAGGCCAAAGAGUUCAAUGAGGUUGCCUUUAGACCCGUUUGGGUAGCACUUUAUUUUACAGUGACCAGAUAUUUACGCAUUUACAUAGAAAUUACAUAAUGUAAUUAUUUGUUUGUUUGUUUGGGAGUUUUAACAGAUGCACCAUUAGACACCAUUUGGAAGCAAGUAGUUCUUGCCCAGGGAUGCCACAGACUGAGAGUGAGAGGUUGAAGAGUGGGCGGCUGAACAGUGGGAGACAGCAGCAGCAGCAGCGAGAUCGGCAGGGUGAACAGGCAGAGGAGCCAGACACACGCACCAAGCCAAAUGAUUCUGUCUCACCUCGGCUCUAUGCUCGUACCUCUGUUACUCAGAUGGGCUUCCCAUUGAUGAUUAGACCUGGAGGUCCACUUAUGGCCUCAUCUCAGCUCCAAAGCAUCCUGUUACAGCAGUGUUCCAGUGAGGAGGAGGGGAGACCGUUCCUGCAGCGGGUGUCUUGGUGCCCCCAGUUGAGCCAGCACAGACCCUCUGUUCUACGCCAGGGUGUCCAGGCUGCCCACGUGCGACCACAGGCACCGUGCACUCUAACAGAGGCCAGUUCAGCUCAACCCAUAUCACUGUGCAAGGUGGAGGUGGACACAGGGAGCCGUGGACAGUCCUCACCCCCACACACUGAGCACUCUCCUGGGCCCACUCGCCACCCCUCUCCCCUGAGGAGAGCCAGUCCUAAGCAGAGCUCCAUAAUCACCAGGCAUCAUGAGCCAGGUCACCCAACCCUACGGAGCUCCAGUGCUCUGUUUCUCAACGGACUCUGCUGCUGGCCAGGCUGCGAUGCGGUAUUUGAAGAAUUUCCCAGUUUUUUUAAACACCUCCACUCUGACCAUGGCCAUGGAGACAGAAGCAUUGCACAGUGGAGGGUACAACAAGACAUGGUGCAAUACAUGGAGACCCAGCUGACUCUGGAAAAACAGAAACUCUUUGCAAUGCAACUCCAUCUGCACCUAUCUGAACACAAAUCAACUGACAUGAAGGCAGGUUCAGACUGGCCCUACAGCCACAGCCUGGCACUAGUCCUGCCCCAGAACCCAUCCCUGGCCCGGGCACCAGAUGGUAUGCCACGAUGCGCCACUAAAGAGCCAGAGGAGCUGGCGCAGCAUGAGUAUUGGCCCACUGCCGCUCCCCACCACCUACUCCCAGAUCUUGUCCCGAGUGUUGAGUGUUACAAAUACAACAACAUCAGGCCUCCGUACACCUACGCCUGCCUGAUAAGAUGGUCUAUACUGGAGUCUCCAGACAAGCAGCGCUCUCUGAAUGACAUCUACAACUGGUUCACCACCAUGUUCUUCUACUUCCGACACAACACGGCCACAUGGAAGAACGCUGUCCGUCAUAAUCUUAGCUUGCACAAGUGUUUUGUGCGAGUGGAGGGAGGCAAGGGGGCCGUCUGGACAGUGGAUGAAAUGGAAUAUCAAAUGAGAAAGGGACAAAAAUACCACAGGGAUCAUCAUGUGAAAUGGCUGGCACCCUGCUCCUUAUUCCGUCCAGAGGAACCUUGAACAUAGCCACCCCUUCAGUGAAUGAAAAACUACUGGAAAAGGAAGUCACCAGGACCUAUAACUGAAUCAGGUAUAUUAUAACAGGGCUGGAGCAAAAGCCUCCAUAGUAGCUCUCCAGGCAGAGGGUUGACCAGUCCUGGUCCACAGUAUCUUCAGUACCCAGCGUCACCUUCUUUGUUCAGCAGCAGAUGGUGCUAUAAUACAUAGCAUAGCCCCAGACUCUUUUGCCUCUCUAGACUCUCUGAUCAUGAAGAAGUGUGCAUGGCUGGAAUGGCAAUAUACUUAAAAAUUAUUUGUCAAUAAAAACACAGUGAAAAGGUGAACAAUCAUUUUGUUUUGUUUUGUUGGCUACAUAUAUGUUACAGCAAGCAAGUAUA